AUGGCGGCCGUGGCCACCGAGCCAGGAGCUGCGGCGAUUCGCUCGACGGCGACGAGCGACGACGGCUCGCCGGAGCCGGGUUCCGGGCGAAUGCCCGAAGGGGCGCCCGAGCCGGCCGCGGAGCCCGAGCCCGAGCCGGCCGCCGAGCUCGGCGGCCUAGGAGCGGGAGACGGCGGCGACGCGGACGUGGAGGAGCGCCGUUGCCGCCAUCUCGGGCCGGAGCCGGAGCCCGCGACGGCGGCGGGAAGAGUCCAAGAAGAGGCGGCCGGCAGCGGCGGCCGGGGUGAGCAAGUCACGCCGAACCGGAGCGGCCCCGAGCGCUACUCUCUCGGAGAAGCGGUCUCGGCGCAGACGGCCUACCGCAGCGGUAGCGGCGGCGGCAACAGCAACUGCGGCGGCAGCAGCAGCAGCAGCAGCAUCGUCGCGCAGCCCAAGCCCACCUCGUCCGCCGUAUUCCUGCACUCUUUCCCGGUCCCGCGGCCCCCGGCCGGUGCCGAGGCCGGCCUUUUCGCGGCGGAGGCGGCGGAACCGAGCGGCGACACCGCCGGCCGGGGCCGAGCCUACGCGGCCGUCGGCCAGGACGCCGCUCCGGAGGAGGGGGCGCCGUGCCGAGCUUCCCCGAAGCCCGACGUCAAGCCCGGCCAAGCCUCGGCGGACGCUUCUGCUUCCUGCAUUCCGCGGCUCGGUGCCGUGCAGGUGCAGGUGCAGGACCUGAGCUUGAGUCUGGGUUCCGAGGUCCGGGUCUCUUUGGACCACGUCAUCGAUGACGCGCUGGUUGUGUCCUUCCGGCUGGGCGAGAAGCUCUUCUCCGGGGUUCUCAUGGACGUUUCAAAAAGGUUCGGACCGUACGGGAUUCCCGUCACGCCGUUUCCCCCGCGCCAAGACCGGAGCGGCGCUCGGAGGGCGGCGCCCCCCGAGCGGGAAGCCACGGGCGAAGAAGACGCGCCUAACGGCCCGCGGAAGCCGCUGUUUCAGGAGGGGGCGCCGUACCCGCCGCCGCUCUUCAUCAGGGACACGUACAACCAGGACUUACCUCAGCCGCCGCCCCGCAAGAUCAAGCGGCCCAAGCGCCGCUACCGCUGCGAGGAGCCCACCUCCAUUAUGAACGCCAUCAAGCUGCGCCCGCGCCAGGUGCUGUGCGACAAAUGUAAAGGCGCGGCGGCCGUUCGGCACGCCGGCCCGCGGGACUCCAGGGGCGAGGAGCGCCGGCGGAAGGCGGCCGAGGGGCCCGUGUCCGCCGAGGUCAAGCGAUUGAGGAGCGACGACCGCGCCCGCGGGGAUGAGCGAGGGGGCCGCGGCGCGGAGAGACGCGCGCCGCCGGGGACGCGGGCGCCGGCCGGCUUCCCCUCGUCGCCUCGCGCGCCCUCCUCGUCUUCGUCGGCACGUCUCAAGCCGAACUCUAAGAAGGCGACGCAAAAAGGGAGCGACGGGGCCAAGAAGGCGGCGCGGAACUCGCCGCCGGCCCCCCUCGGCGAGAAUCGGGACAGAGAGGGCAAGGCCCUGACACGUGCCGCCGCUCUGCGGAAGCAGAAAGUCCACUUCACGCGCCGGCUGCAGCAGCUGAGCGCCGCCCUGGUCGGCCCCGCCUUGCCGCCUCGAAUGCGCCUCAAACCCCAAAGGUAUCGUACCGACGAGCCGCGGGCCCCGCCCUCCUCCUCCUCCUCUUCUUCUGCCUCCCCCUCCUCUUCUUCCUCACCUCCCAAUAUCGACAACGCUCGCUCCGGUCCCGACCCGUCCGCGUCGCGUCCCCCGGCGCCUACCUCUUCUUUUUGCGCCGCCCCGGAAGAGGAGGAGCGUCGUCCUCCGCCACGUCCCGACCUCUCGGAGGGCGUCUCGGCGCUCCCCCCGCCCCCGGCUCGCUUGGCGGCGCCCCCCUGCCCGUCGGCGGGCGACGAGGAAGGGGAGCGACCCGAACGGCGGCGCAAGUCGUCCACGUCGUCGUCCUCUUCCUCGUCGUCCGCGUCGUCCUCUUCCGUCUUCUCCAAGUCGGUGUCCAAGUGUCAGCUGCCGGACGGGCGCGCGGUGUGCGUGGGCGACAUCGUUUGGGCCAAAAUCUACGGCUUCCCCUGGUGGCCGGCGCGGGUGCUGGGCAUGACGGUGGCGCGGCGAGCCGACGGCGCGGGGCGGCAGGAGGCGCGCGUGUCCUGGUUCGGCUCGCCCACCACCUCCUUCCUGCCGCUGGCGCAGCUCUCGCCCUUUCUGGAGAGCUUCCAGUCGCGCUUCGACAGGAAGAGGAAGGGCCCGUACCGCCGCGCCAUCUCCGAAGCCGCCAGCGCCGCCAAGCAGCUGACGCCCGAAGUGCGCGCUUUGCUCACGCAAUUUGAAACGUAG
Nerophis lumbriciformis (worm pipefish) is the source of this 2331-nucleotide messenger RNA. The record is from RefSeq and is a predicted model, not a curated record. NCBI's taxonomy places the organism in Eukaryota, Metazoa, Chordata, Actinopteri, Syngnathiformes, Syngnathidae.